Molecule: messenger RNA, 1122 nt
Organism: Arthroderma uncinatum
Lineage: Eukaryota; Fungi; Ascomycota; Eurotiomycetes; Onygenales; Arthrodermataceae
Product: 60S ribosomal protein L4
Exons: 4
Coding region: 1-1122 (373 amino acids)
Biological process (GO): translation
Cellular component (GO): cytosolic large ribosomal subunit; ribosome
Molecular function (GO): RNA binding; structural constituent of ribosome
Source: RefSeq, a predicted model, not a curated record
AUGGCCUCUCGUCCAACUGUCUCCAUCGCCACGGCGGAGGGCAAGCCCAGCGGCUCUACCCACCCGCUCCCAACGGUUUUCCUUGCGCCCAUCCGUCCCGACAUUGUCCAGUCCGUACACACCGGUGUCGCAAAGAACAAGAGACAACCAUAUGCCGUGAGCGAGAAGGCCGGUGAACAGACUUCCGCCGAGUCAUGGGGUACCGGUCGUGCUGUUGCACGUAUCCCCCGUGUCUCCGGUGGUGGUACUCACCGUGCUGGUCAGGCUGCGUUCGGUAACAUGUGUCGUUCCGGACGAAUGUUCGCACCCACCAAGGUCUGGCGCAAGUGGCAUCAGAAGAUCAACGUUGGACAGAAGCGAUUCGCUACCGCCUCCGCCCUCGCUGCUUCUUCCGUUCCCGCCCUUCUUUUCGCACGUGGCCACCGUGUCGAGAGCGUCCCAGAAGUCCCACUCGUCGUUGACUCCAAGGCCUUCGAGGGUGAUGCUAUCACCAAGACCAAGGCUGCCGUCGCCCUUCUCCAGGCCGUUGGUGCCGGUGCUGACCUCGUCAAGGUCAAGGAGUCCCGCAAAGUCCGUGCUGGUAAGGGUAAGCUGAGAGGCCGCCGAUACCGCCAACGCCGUGGACCCCUUGUCGUCUACAACCCAGAUGUCGAUGGCAAGGAACUCGUCAAGGCCUUCCGCAACAUCCCCGGUGUUGAAACCUCUUCCGUUUUCGCUCUCAACCUCCUCCAGCUCGCCCCAGGUGGCCAUCUCGGACGCUUCAUCGUCUGGACCUCCUCUGCCUUCAGCGCUCUCGACGAGAUCUACGGCACCACCACCACCCCAUCCGCCCUCAAGAGAGACUUCCUCCUCCCCUCCAACAUCGUCUCCAACGCCGACAUCACCCGUCUCAUCAACUCUUCCGAAGUCCAGUCCGUCCUCAGGGAACCCAGAGGCGAGGCCAAGACCAAGAGAGGAUGCGUCCAGAAGAAGAACCCUCUCAACAACAAGCAGGUCCUUCUCAGACUCAACCCAUACGCUGCUGCUUUCUCGAAACAGAAGCUGGGUCAAUUGGCCAUCAAGACCGACAAAGCGCCAGAGCGUGCUCCUGAGGAUUUCCACAAUCUCAUCAACGAGGCUUAG